AUGGAUCCCAAUUCCACCAAUCCCAUCAAUCUAGCAUCUAUACUCGAUGGUCUGAACUUCGCUCAAAGUAAUGCGGUCGCUUCGCCUGCCUCUAUCCUUCAGGUCCUUGCGCCUCCGGGCUCGGGCAAAACAAAGACUUUGACGGCGCGCGUCGCGUAUCUGCUCGCGUACCAUGGUUACCGACCGCAGGAUGUCAUUUGCUGCACGUUCACAAUCAAGGCUAGCCGAGAGAUGAGGGAGCGGCUUGGGAAGUUAAUCGGCGAGCAAGUACAGUCGAGACUUAUUCUGGGGACGUUCCAUUCGAUCUGUCGAAGAUAUUUGGUCCGGUAUGGGCACUUGAUUGGCCUGAGGAAGGGGUUUGGGAUCGCGGAUUCAAGUGACAGUUUGGCGGUCAUUAGGAGAAUUGUUAAGCGGUUGCAGUUAAACAUUCAACCCAAUACGGCCCGGUCGCGAAUUUCUCACCAGAAAGUCCACGGCAUCAGUCCCGACGAGGCUGCGGCCAAGUACGGUCCCAAUAAUAAGGCCCUAGAGCACCGGGAGUUUGUCCAGGUGUAUCAAGAGUACGAGGAUUAUAUGGCGGCGUCGAACCUCCUCGACUAUGACGACCUACUUCUUCGAUGCGCGGAGCUUCUCCGCAAGAACCCGGACUGCGUGUCCAAUGUCCAGGCUGUUCUCGUCGACGAGUUUCAGGACACGAAUCACAUCCAGUAUGAGUUGAUGAAUCUGUUCGCGAGCCGAAAUCGCCGCAUCACCGUCGUUGGCGAUCCCGAUCAGAGUAUAUAUGGCUUUCGGUCCGCGGAGGUCAAGAACCUGGGCCGCAUGCAGAGGCUGUACCGCGACACGUCGGUCGUGCUGCUUGAGGAUAAUUAUCGCUCGUCCGGGUCGAUUCUGAACUCGGCGCAAGAUGUCAUCGAGCAGGACUCGUCGAGACCUGCGAAGAAGUUGGAGCCGACGCACGGCGUAGGGACCAUGCCGGUUCUGCGCAAGUUGCCUUCCGCGGAGGCAGAGGCGCAGUGGAUCGUGAUGGAGAUUCGCCGGGGCAUGGCCAUGUCGGGGAAGCUGUUGAACUACUCCGAUUAUGCCAUCCUGCUUCGCUCGGCGGCGCUUUCGAGGCAGAUCGAAUCGGAGAUGGGGAAGCAGGGCAUACCGUACAAAAUGGUUGGCGGGUUGAGGUUCUUUGACCGAGUUGAGAUUAAGCUACUUCUGGAUUAUUUGAGGGUUAUAAGUCAACCUGGGAACGCGGAUGCGUUGCUACGGAUUAUCAAUGUACCCUCGCGGAAAAUCGGAGAGGAGACGAUUCGGUCGUUGCUGAGUGGCGCGGAGAAAGCACAAAAGACUCUCUGGGAAUUCAUCAAGGAUGUGGCACAAGGUCGCAGGUCGACUGAGAAACCCCUGUCCAAGCCUACGAAUAACGGUCUCUGCACAUUGGUAGGCCUCAUCGAGUCGUCACGGCAGAAACUCCAAGACUGUGAAGAUGGCUCAGCCCCGAGAAAACUUCUUGAUUACGUGAUUAAGAAGCUGUCAUUUCGAGACUAUCUUACGACGACCUACGGUACGAACGAGGAAAAUCGAUGGGCUAAUGUGGAGGAGCUUCUAAACCAGGCGGACGAUACGGCUGGACCCGAGCAGGAGGAACAACCGGACGACAGCCUCCCCGAAAUUCAAGGUCUUGAACAGCAGCAAGCUCAUGCGGGUGAAGAGGCGCUGUCCCGGUUUCUGGCGAAUGUGGCUUUGUCUACAGAGGUGAAGCCACAGGAGGGCGCGGAAGACGGAGAGCAAUCUGAGGAGAAAGUGACGAUUUCCACCAUUCAUGCAGCUAAGGGACUUGAAUGGCCCGUGGUGUUUGUGCCGGCCGUAGUUGACGGCGUCAUUCCUCACUCGCGCGCAGAGGACUGGGACGAAGAGAGACGGUUGCUUUACGUAGCCAUGACACGCGCACAGGCACUGCUAUAUCUGAGUUGUCCCCGUCAGCAGGCCCGACAGAGCGAAGAGACGAGCGUGUCGACAUUUCUUCCCGAUACGAUCAUUAAUUCGCGCUUUCGACUCGUUGGGCCGAACCUGCAAGAGCAAACCAUCUAUGGAAUUGCAGACAUCCUGCGGCGACCGAGACCGUCCAACGAAGCGAUGAUCGAAGGUCAAGUCUCGCUGCCUUCCGUGCACGACGAUCGCUGGACCGCUGCGGGCGAGGAGGCUGGCGACGCCGUGUUCCGAUGGGAUGGCUCGCGAGCGGUCGAGGAUGUUGAAGAGCCCUGCGCGAAGAGACGACGGUAUGAUUCGGAACAAUGGUCGACCACCCUCGCUGUCACACCCAUGUCAACUUCGGCAUACACCAUGGGGGAUUCAAAUUACAGUGCGCCGCAAAUGACCAUGUCGCUCGGCUUCUCGACCGCUCGCCAGUAUAUCGCAUCCAACUCAGCGGUGGGUGACCAGGACUCACAGCCACCUUCCAAGUUGGACAGCAGCAAGCCCAAGCCCCGGGGCGCGGGCGCCGGGGGUCUAGGUCGACAAUCCGACGGUUUGACUCAAAAGAGCAUCUCCCGUUUCUUCGGCCAGCCUUCUUCCUCAGCCCACGAAUCAACACUGGCCGACCGCCAAAUGCUGAGCCAGGAUCAGGGGCAGAGGCGAAAUAACAAUCGAAGAGGCGUGCCGGGGGCAGCGGUCCAGACUCCGUCGUCCAAUCCGGGGUUCAAAAGCGUCAUCCCCAGGGAAUAUUCGACUUAUCGACCGCAACCGCAGCGACUACAACCCACUCGACCCGUUCUCGAACCUUCGGACCCGAAUUGUUACACGUGGCUGGCAGCAUCGUCGGCGUCGUCGUCUCAGGCCGCUUCAGAGAAACCGAUCUUGCGCGGCGGUCAAGAAAAGGGCAGCAAAGAAAUGUCCGACCAGAGCAAGGCAAAAGGAGGAGGGUGGGGAGCAAGCGAGGUUAAAAGGCCUGAGCAAGACUCGGUCCCCGGCGUUCGACCAGUGACCACGUAUCACACGACCACGAUGUCCAUGGUCCAUGGGGGGUCGGGCCUGCCACCACCACGACGAACACUAGGGAUUCGUCGAAGCAUGAAUGGGUGGGAGGAACGGAUGAAGCGGACGAGCAACGAACAGACUCGAUGA
Aspergillus affinis is the source of this 3111-nucleotide messenger RNA. Its product is annotated as ATP-dependent helicase. The record is from RefSeq and is a predicted model, not a curated record. Bases 1 to 3111 code for a protein of 1036 amino acids. Gene Ontology annotation, cellular component: nucleus. NCBI's taxonomy places the organism in Eukaryota, Fungi, Ascomycota, Eurotiomycetes, Eurotiales, Aspergillaceae. Gene Ontology annotation, molecular function: 3'-5' DNA helicase activity; DNA binding; ATP binding. Gene Ontology annotation, biological process: recombinational repair. The transcript has 2 exons.